GUCAGAUGAAUGGGUGCUAAAGGGAAUCUCAGGUUAUAUUUAUGGCCUUUGGAUGAAAAAAACCUUUGGUGUUAAUGAGUAUCGCCACUGGAUUAAACAGGAGUUAGAUCAAAUAGUGGCAUAUGAACUGAAGACUGGUGGAGUUUUACUGCAUCCAAUAUUCGGAGGAGGAAAAGAGAAAGACAACCCUGCGUCACAUUUACAUUUUUCUAUCAAACACCCUCAUACACUGUCCUGGGAAUAUUACACUAUGUUCCAGUGUAAAGCACAUCUUGUUAUGAGGCUGAUUGAGAACAGGAUUAGCAUGGAGUUCAUGUUACAGGUUUUCAACAAGUUGUUGAGUCUGGCCAGCACUGCUUCAUCUCAGAAGUUCCAGUCACACAUGUGGAGUCAGAUGUUGGUUUCCACAUCUGGGUUUUUGAAAUCUAUCUCAAAUGUCUCUGGCAAAGACAUCCAACCUUUAAUAAAGCAAUGGGUGGAUCAGAGUGGAGUGGUAAAAUUUUAUGGUAGCUUUGCAUUUAAUAGAAAACGGAAUGUAUUAGAAUUGGAAAUAAAACAAGACUACACAUCUCCUGGCACUCAGAAAUACGUGGGUCCUCUGAAAGUGACAGUGCAAGAACUUGAUGGAUCAUUCAACCAUACAUUGCAGAUUGAAGAAAACAGUCUUAAACAUGACAUACCUUGCCAUUCUAAAAGCAGAAGAAAUAAGAAGAAAAAGAUUCCACUGAUGAAUGGAGAAGAGGUGGACAUGGACCUUUCUGCUAUGGAUGCUGAUUCCCCUUUGCUCUGGAUAAGAAUAGACCCUGAUAUGUCAGUACUGAGGAAGGUAGAAUUUGAACAAUCUGAUUUCAUGUGGCAGUAUCAGCUUCGAUAUGAGAGAGAUGUGGUUGCACAAGAAGAAGCCAUCCUGGCAUUGGAAAAGUUCCCUACUCCAGCAUCGCGGCUUGCACUGACUGAUAUACUAGAACAGGAACAGUGUUUCUACCGGGUGAGAAUGCUGGCCUGCUUCUGCCUUGCAAAGAUUGCAAAUUCCAUGGUAAGUACGUGGACAGGACCACCAGCCAUGAAGUCACUCUUUACCCGAAUGUUUUGUUGUAAGACUUGUCCAAACAUUGUGAAGACCAACAACUUCAUGAACUUUCAAAGCUACUUUCUGCAAAAGACUAUGCCUGUUGCCAUGGCCCUUCUGAGAGAUGUUCACAACCUCUGUCCUAAGGAGGUUUUAAUGUUUAUUUUGGAUUUGAUCAAGUAUAACGAUAACAGGAAGAAUAAGUUUUCAGACAACUACUAUCGUGCUGAGCUGAUCGAUGCCCUAGCCAACUCUGUAACUCCUGCAGUCAGUGUGAACAAUGAAGUUCGAACAUUGGAUAACUUAAAUCCUGAUGUUCGACUUAUUCUUGAGGAAAUCACCCGUUUCCUAAAUAUGGAGAAGCUUCUUCCCAGUUACAGGCAUACAAUUACAGUCAGCUGUUUAAAAGCUAUUCGAGUACUUCAGAAGAAUGGUCAUGUCCCAAGUGAUCCUGCUCUCUUCAAGUCAUAUGCAGAAUAUGGGCACUUCAUAGAUGUCCGAAUAGCAGCAUUGGAUGCUGUCGUUGAUUACACAAAAGUUGAUAGGAGCUAUGAAGAGUUACAGUGGCUGCUUAAUAUGGUUCAGAAUGAUCCUGUACCCUACAUAAGGCAUAAGAUUCUGGAUAUGCUGACUAAGAAUCCACCUUUUACCAAGAACAUGGAGUCACCUUUAUGUAAUGAAGCUUUGGUAGAUCAGCUUUGGAAACUGAUGAAUUCAGGAACUUCGCAUGACUGGAGAUUACGAUGUGGUGCUGUGGACCUCUAUUUCACACUUUUUGGCCUCAGCAGACCUUCUUGUUUACCAUUACCAGAGCUUGGACUUGUUCUUAAUCUGAAAGAAAAGAAGGCUGUACUUAAUCCAACGAUUAUCCCUGAAUCAGUUGCCAAUAAUCAGGAACCUGUGAAUAGUGCUAACAAUCACGGGCAGUCAGUAGGAUUUCAGAACACCGAGGAUGAUCAUCUUAUUAAGGAAACAGCAUCCAGCAUUUCUGGUCAUCAGCAGGGGGUGAAGAGGAAGGCUGAUAUGCCACUCGGGUCUCCAUUGGAGCCAGGGCAAAUACUAGAGAAGAAUGAAGACAGUAAAGUCAAACUCAAAAUCAGAUUCUCAAACUCUCAAGAAGAGGAGGAAAUUGAUAUGGACACAGUUCAUGACAGUCAAGCCUUUAUCUACCAUCAUUUGAAUAUGUUGGAGAGACCAUCCACACCAGGUAAAGAACAAUCUUCAGGAGAGAUGAACAUGCACCCUGUCUCAGCAGCUCCCCUCUCUGUGUUUAGUAAAGAAUCAAACUCCUCAAAGCAUAGUGAUCACCAUCACCAUCACCACCAUGAGCACAAGAAAAAGAAGAAGAAACACAAGCAUAAGCAUAAGCAUAAACACAAACAUGAUAAUAAAGAAAAGGAAAAGGAUCCCUUUGCUUUCUCUAACAGUCCAGCCAGUGCACGAUCAAUCCGUUCCCCGUCACUUUCAGACUGA
This is a messenger RNA of Phaethon lepturus (White-tailed tropicbird), 2542 nucleotides long. RefSeq names its product TAF2 RNA polymerase II, TATA box binding protein (TBP)-associated factor, 150kDa (gene TAF2). Gene Ontology annotation, cellular component: transcription factor TFIID complex. Gene Ontology annotation, molecular function: transcription cis-regulatory region binding; chromatin binding; RNA polymerase II general transcription initiation factor activity. The annotation marks the transcript as partial. NCBI's taxonomy places the organism in Eukaryota, Metazoa, Chordata, Aves, Phaethontiformes, Phaethontidae. Gene Ontology annotation, biological process: transcription initiation at RNA polymerase II promoter. The record is from RefSeq and is a predicted model, not a curated record. The transcript is spliced from 18 exons.